Chaetura pelagica (chimney swift) is the source of this 1173-nucleotide messenger RNA. RefSeq names its product cyclin I (gene CCNI). The transcript has 6 exons. The record is from RefSeq and is a predicted model, not a curated record. The coding region runs from base 40 to 1173 and encodes 377 amino acids. Gene Ontology annotation, molecular function: cyclin-dependent protein serine/threonine kinase regulator activity. Gene Ontology annotation, cellular component: cytoplasm; nucleus; cyclin-dependent protein kinase holoenzyme complex. NCBI's taxonomy places the organism in Eukaryota, Metazoa, Chordata, Aves, Apodiformes, Apodidae. Gene Ontology annotation, biological process: regulation of cyclin-dependent protein serine/threonine kinase activity; mitotic cell cycle phase transition.
CUGUAUCCAGCUGGGUGGCAGGUGGAUCCAAGGGUUACCAUGAAGUUUUCAGGACCCCUGGAGAGCCAGAGGUUGUCUCUCCUUCUGGAGACGGCAAUCUCUAGGGAAGCUCAAAUGUGGAAAGCACAUGUGCCGAAAAUUCAGCCCAAUCAGGAUGUAGCCAUUUCUCCAAAGCAGAGGGAUGAGGUCAUUCAGUGGCUGGCCAAGCUCAAAUACCAGUUCCACCUUUAUCCAGAAACGCUCGCCCUGGCCAUCAGCCUUUUGGACAGGUUUUUAGCUGCAGUCAAGGCCCGUCCAAAGUACUUGAACUGUAUUGCAAUCAGCUGCUUCUUCCUUGCUGCAAAGACCAUCGAGGAAGAUGAGAGGAUUCCAGUACUGAAGGUGUUGGCUAGGGAUAGCUUUUGUGGUUGUUCUCCAGCUGAAAUUCGCAGAAUGGAGAAGAUUAUCCUGGAUAAACUGAACUGGGAUCUUCACAUGGCAACGCCACUGGAUUUCCUUCAUAUUUUCCACGCAGUUGCAGUGUCCACCAGGCCUCAGCUCCUGAGCAUCCAGCCCAAGCUGAGCCCCUCGCAGCACGUGGCGGCCCUGACCAGGCAGCUGCUGCACUGCAUGGCCUGUUACCAGCUGCUGCAGUUCAAGGGCUCCAUGCUGGCACUGGCCAUUGUCAGCCUGGAGCUGGAGAAGCUGCUCCCAGACUGGCUGGCUCUCAUCAUCGAGCUGCUCCAGAAGGCACAGAUGGAUAGCUCACAGCUGAUCCACUGCCGGGAGCUCGUGGCACAUCACCUUUCCACCCUGCAGUCUUCUCUACUGCCCAAUCCUGUAUAUGUCUACAGUCCCCUCCAGCAGAGCCUGGUGGCCUGUAACAGAGGAGCAUUCAAAUGCCAGCAGCCCUCCUCUGUCCCAGGGCCAGGUUUCUCCAAGGACAACGGCAGGCCAGGAGUGCCACUCACAGGUACAGCUCCCAGUGGUUCCAAACACACCUCGGCCAAGAGGAAGGUGGAGGAGAUGGAAGUGGACGACUUCUACGACGGUAUCAAGCGUCUCUACAACGAAGACAUUGCUCCAGAGGUGGUGGCUCUUGAAAACAUGGGCUCUGUCUGUGGCGCUGAUGUCUCGAGGCAGGAGGGCAACGUUUCCCCGUGUCCACCUCUGCAGCCAGUGUCCGUGAUGUAG